GGUCGGCAGAGGAGGUGGGACAUGGUGUCAGCGCACUCCAGCGUGGGGAUCAUUCUGUACCACAGGCAGCUGCACUCGCUGCUGCUGGUGCGCCAGUUCAGGCCGGCGGUGUAUGCCUCGCGCUGGAUGGAGGCCGAGGCGGAGGGCCGGCCGCAGCCGCCGCUAAGCGCCGGGUUCACCUUUGAGCUGUGCGCAGGCAUCAUCGACAAAACCAAAAGCCUGGAAGACAUCGCUCGCGAGGAGGUGGAGGAGGAGUGUGGCUUUGUGGUGCCGGUGGAGGCGGUGAGGCCGGUGACAAUGUAUGUGUCAUCCACGGGCAUCUCCGGUUCCAAGCACCACAUGUUCUGCGUCGACGUGGACGACUCCAUGCGCACCAGCGGCGGCGGCGGCCUCCAGGACACAGGGGAGGCGAUAGAGGUGCUCGCGCUGCCAUUGGACAAGGCCCAGGAGUUCAUGGACGACCAUUCGCUAGCCAAAUCAGCAGGGCUUCUGUUUGGGCUCCUGUGGCUUUGCACAAACAAAGCACUCUCUGGCACUGCCAGUGAUAUAUAUUCAAUAUCAAGUUGA
Coccomyxa subellipsoidea C-169 is the source of this 567-nucleotide messenger RNA. RefSeq lists its product as hypothetical. Gene Ontology annotation, biological process: nucleoside phosphate metabolic process; ribose phosphate metabolic process. NCBI's taxonomy places the organism in Eukaryota, Viridiplantae, Chlorophyta, Trebouxiophyceae, Coccomyxaceae. Gene Ontology annotation, molecular function: metal ion binding; hydrolase activity, acting on acid anhydrides, in phosphorus-containing anhydrides. The transcript has 3 exons. The annotation marks the transcript as partial. The record is from RefSeq and is a predicted model, not a curated record.